Messenger RNA from Ceratosolen solmsi marchali, 4737 nucleotides. It is a transcript of the gene mam, whose product is annotated as neurogenic protein mastermind. The record is from RefSeq and is a predicted model, not a curated record. NCBI's taxonomy places the organism in Eukaryota, Metazoa, Arthropoda, Insecta, Hymenoptera, Agaonidae. The coding region runs from base 740 to 4414 and encodes 1224 amino acids. The transcript is spliced from 10 exons. Gene Ontology annotation, biological process: Notch signaling pathway; positive regulation of transcription by RNA polymerase II. Gene Ontology annotation, cellular component: nuclear speck. Gene Ontology annotation, molecular function: transcription coactivator activity.
UGUGCAUAGUCUUGCAUUCGUGUGUGUGAGGCGAGUCGGCUUCGGCUGGCGCUCGGAGGCCUCGGGCCAGUGGCUUAUGGUAUUGUAUACACGGGCUCGACGUACGUCUAACAGUUUGCCGUUGAUGCUUGAUGGCUCGACGACUGUAUGUCCCGCGUUCCUUCAUAUCGUCACGGUUGUGCGAGUCGGUUCUGUUUUUUUGACUACCUCCUCCUUAUCGGCUCGUAAUUGUUAUCGUCGUCAUCGUCAUCGUCAUCGCCAUCGUCAUCGUCAAAGUCGCGCGUAAACACGAUCAAGGAGGACUCACGCGCUACUUUAUUCUUAUUCUGAAUGCAUUCGUAUCCGAGAAGUAGUUCGUUACGGAAAAUCAGUUGCGACGGUGGAUCGCCGAGCGACUACCCUCAUAAAAGUGAGGUUAUGUAAUUGUUUUUCCGUACUUGAAGAAAUAGAGAAAGAGGUGGUGGAGAAAGUGACGAAGAAGGCGGGUCAGUGGUGAGGAAAAACAACAACCCUUGUGACUCAUUACCGGCCUUCUCUCGAUCGGCGUCUCAAUGACAAGGACAAGGAUGUGUUGGCAAGCUCUCUCUUGGAGUCCUGGUCGAGCAGAGUGAGAUGAGAAUAGGAUGCCAGCGGGCCGCUGCAGGAGGUGGCGACGAAGGGAGGACGUGGAAAGGACGUGCGUCAGCGGAACAACUAUCCAACUGAACUGGCUUACUCUGCAGUGGAUUUCGGAGGCUGUAUGGAGGCAGGGGGGCUUCUGCCCCGCCAGCCCCAGCAAGGCCCCCCUGGCUCCAUCCCCGGUGCACCCGGACAGCUCCAGCCCAGGGCCAACCUUAACUUAGGCUUGCAGCAGCAACAGCAGCAGCAGCAGCAACAGCAGCAGCAGCAGCAUCAGCAUCAGCAGCACCAACAGCAGCAUCAGCACCAGCAACAGCAACAGCAGCAGCAGCCGGCCAAUAAUCAGAGCCAAUUGCACCAGGACCUGGGUGCGCUCUGCCAACAGCAGCAGCAGCACCACCAGCUCCACUUGCAACAGCAGCAACAGUUGCAGCAAAUGGGUCAGGCACCCGGAAUGGGAGAGGUUUUGCCGCCGAAACGACAGGCGGUAGUCGAUCGGUUGCGGCGUAGAAUCGAACUUUACAGGCGUAGACAAACGGACCUCGUGCCCAAAUUUGACCAGACCUUCCACGGCUUCUGCGAGCAGAACAUCCAGGACACGCUCGUGCUGAAACAGCGCUUCCUGGACAGCAAGGCCAAACGGCAGGCAAAGAAGACCGACAAAAAGCAGAAUGACAGCCUUGGAGGGCUGUCGAGCAUUCAUGUGCAGCAAAAAUUCCUUAAGCGGACAGCUGAGGAGUUGGAGUCGUCUGGCGGUGGUAGCAAUGACGGAGGUUUUGGCGAGCCCUCGGUUAAGUUGCAGUGCACACAGUCCUUGAGCGCGAGUGUUCCCCACCAUGGUCAUGCCCAGCAUCAGUCCGGUAACGCUGCAUCCAAUCCUGGGUCGAAUAACAACGCCGGGGGGCCCGCACCCGGACCCCAGUCCCAACCACCACCUGGCCACCAAGGUGGAGCUGGAAAUGGUGGUGGUGGCACAACAGAGGGACUUACGAAAUUCUCGGUGGAGAUUGUGCAGCAACUCGAGUUCACUACCUCGGCUGCGAACUCACAAGCCCAGCAAAUUUCGACGAACGUGACGGUAAAGGCAUUGACGAAUGCCUCGGUUAAGAGUGACCUAGUGAAUGCUUCAGCCUCGCCCAAAAACGAGCCAAAAGUUGCAACGAACGGAGCGACGACCGCACCAACGAGCGUCCCGACAGCUCCUGCACCAACCUCGAACCCCGCUGAUAUGAUAAGCAGCCUCGUCGAGUGCAAACAGGAACCAGACAAUGAUUUUGACCUUGAGCAGUGUGCAGCAGCCCUUGAGAAAGAUCCCUGUUUUCCGGGAUUCGUCGUCGAUUUCAUGGGUGAUGAGGCAGCUGAUGAUGACGCAUUCAAAGACCUUAUAUCCGAAAUAUCGGACUUCCAUCCCCAGAUGGAUUUUAUCAAGGAUCUCGACUUUGAGGAGAAGGCCCUCGAUGGUCCUGGCAAUGGUCAUAUCAAACUCGAAGACGACAAAGAGCAGGUACAUGCAGCUCUUCAUGCUCAACAGCAACAGCAGCAGCAACAACAACAGCAACAGCAGCAGCAGCAACAACAAGGCCCUCUGGGUACACAAUAUUCACCGGCGGCACGAUUGCCUUACUCGGGACUUGACUUCAAAUCAGAGAUGAGUCCAGCGGCCCAGACUCUUAAACAAAUGGCCGAGCAACAUCAGCACAAAAGCCAGCAAUUGGGUAUAACUGGAUUCAGUCCCGCGGCGGUUCGGGGUCCAAGUGCGCGUUCGCCUUAUGCGGAAUUCGGUCAGUUCGGCGGCGGGCCACCGGACUACCUGGGCAGCCCCGGGCAGCCUGGCGGCGGCUUCCACAAGAGUAACGGUGCGGGUCCGGUACCAGGCCCCGUACCUUUCCAGACUCAGCAGCCAGAUAUGUUUGUACAGCAGCCACAGUUUGACAUGGGCAAGAGGCCGGUUCCGCCCCAACAGACGGCCCCGGGGCCCCAAAAGUCGGGGACAAUUUUGGGACCGGCGGGUCCGGGUUACAAACAGCAGUACUCGCCUUACGGUAGUCCAGGUUCGAUGCCAAAUCAUGGCAGCCCGGGCUACCCCUUGCCACCUAGGAUCUCGCAGGCCCAGAGUGCCGGACAGAACCCGGGCCCUCAAGGAAGUUUCAGCAACUCGACUCCUCCAAGGCCACCUUCGGGUUCCGGCACCUCAACCAUACAGAUCAAUCAGGCGCAACAGCUGCAUAUCAGUAAUCCCACUCACCAGAUUCAGGUGUCCGCGGGCCAGCACAUGCAGCUGACAAGCGACUUAAAACCCGGCAACGUCACCGUAGCUGCCCAGCAGGGUAUGUACUUCAGCCAGCAGCAGCAGCAGCAACAGCAGCAGCAACAGCAGCAACAGCAGCAGCAGCAGCAACAGCAACAACAGCAACAGGGUGUUUCCGUAGGGCCUAACGAGGCCUACUGCACGGUCUCGCAAUCUCAAACGAUAAACUUUACCCAGCAAAGCCUAAGGCAGCGAGCCGCGGCUGGACCUGGGGCCGGCGGGGCGGUACCCCCGCAGCAGCAGCAGCAGCAGCAGCCCCCACCGUCGGCCCCGCCGCCGACGACGCAACGCCCCCAUCCAGGGCAGCAGCAGGCCGCUGCCCAGGCCGCUGCCCAGGCCGCCCAACAGCAGCAGCAGCAGGUGCCGAAUACCCAAGUGUCCGAGCAGCAUGCCAAGCUACUCCAGCAGCAGCAGAUGCUACGUGCCCAGCAGCAGCAUCAGCAGCAGCAACACAUGUCGGCAAGUAUGGGGGGCGGAAUCGUAAGGCCUCCGCCACCGGAGUAUAAAGCGGCCCAGGCACAGCUAAUGCACGCAGGCAUCGGCAUGAGUCAGCAGUCAAGGUUCGCUAAUGCGGCGACGAUGCGACGAGUUACCCAGCAGCCAAUGCCUCCAUCGGGUCCGAUGAUGAGACCUCAAAUUGCCCAGCAAACGGCGAUGCACGCUACUACCAAUCCAAUGUACAUGGGUGGCGGUGGAGUCGGAGCGGUUGGUGGCGUUGGGAGCGUCGGAGGCGUGGGAGCGGUCGGUGUUGGACUCGCUCCGGGUCCUAAUGCGGUUGCGGGUGGCGGUAUGAGCGCAAUCGGAGGUAUGCAUCAGAUGCAACAGAGGCUGGGAUAUCCAAGGACGAAUAACCAACGGCCGCCGAACAUCAACAUCGGACCACCGGAUACUCUCGGCAACGGUAUCGCCUCUCGCGGAAAUACCCAAAACUGGCAGCAUAUUUUCAUGCAGCAACAGCAGCAACAACACCAUCAAGGCGGCUUUGGAAUGGGUGGUGGAGGUGGGAUUCAAAUGAGCGCGGCACAAAUGCAGCAUCAACAAUUGUUGCGUUCCCAAGGUGGUGGAGUAAUGACUGGUGCCGGGAUGACAAAUGCUGCAUUACAGCAACAAAUUGUCGUGUCGCAACAGCAACAACAACACCAGCAGCAACAGCAAGCUAAUAAUCAAAUGGGAAUGCAAUUGCAAAUGUCGCAAACACAAUCCGUUAGUACGGUUGUCGUUGCUUCGGGUGCUGGAACUGGUACUCCGAUGCACCCCCACCAACAGUACGGCACGGGUAAUCCAAGUGCGCGCGGCGCAUUACAGACGCAGGUUCAACCGCCUCCGCAACCGCAACAACAACAGCAGCAAACGGAUUCGUCGGUCAAUGCCACUGACCUAGGUUUCGACUUUUUGGACAAUCUGCAAUCGGGCGACGCAUCAAAUUUCAAUCCCCAAGAACUCCUCAACUCUCUUGAUUCUGGCUUUAAUCUUGACUCGAUUCUGUAAAGGGCAAUGUUGAGUGAGGCCUCCGUUACCUAGCUCCCGCGCAAGUUCAAGUAUGCACAUACAGAAAGAGAGAGAGAGAGAGAGAGAGAGAGGCGAAUUCAUGCAAGGAUAAUGCAAAGACGGGGGGACCUAUACAAACUGCGACUGCGAACCGCUGACAGCAAAAUACGGACUAUUUACAAUGAUUGUUAUAUCCGAUUGUAGUCAACUAUACAUAUAUUCAUGAUAAUGAGAAUAAUUUGUAUAAUCUUGAUCCACAUAUCUAAGAGGUUGGGGCACGUCUGCAUCCAUGCAGGAGAUGAAAAUGCGAACGUGUUUGCCAU